Haliotis rufescens (red abalone) is the source of this 2023-nucleotide messenger RNA. Its product is annotated as transcription and mRNA export factor ENY2-like. Gene Ontology annotation, biological process: regulation of transcription by RNA polymerase II; positive regulation of DNA-templated transcription; poly(A)+ mRNA export from nucleus. The record is from RefSeq and is a predicted model, not a curated record. Gene Ontology annotation, cellular component: DUBm complex; SAGA complex; nuclear pore. NCBI's taxonomy places the organism in Eukaryota, Metazoa, Mollusca, Gastropoda, Lepetellida, Haliotidae. The transcript is spliced from 5 exons. Gene Ontology annotation, molecular function: chromatin binding; transcription coactivator activity. Bases 38 to 388 code for a protein of 116 amino acids.
CCUCUGAUCGAGGGAUGGUCAGUAGUCUAUAGAUAUAAUGAUUACUCCCUUUGGAGCUCUUCUUUCAAGGAGUCUGAAUUCCAAGAUGGCGGACCUUCAAGAGAGGAAAAUCAAGGAUGCUCAGAUGAGAGCUACCAUCAACCAGAAGUUGGUUGAGACUGGCGAGAGAGACAGACUGAAGGAGUUGUUGCGGACUCGACUGAUCGAAUGUGGAUGGAGAGAGGAACUCAAACAGUACUGCAAGGAGAUUGUUCAGCAGAAGGGCCUGGAGCACAUCACCGUUGACGACCUGGUGGCAGAGAUCACACCUAAAGGCAGAGCUCUCGUCCCAGACAACGUGAAGAAGGAGCUUCUCCAGAGAAUCAGGACCUUCCUUGCCCAGCAAUGAGGCAGUCAGCAUCGGGACAAGGGAGAUAAUUCAUCCUAGCUGGUGGUCAUCACAUCAUACUUGAACAAAGUACAAAUCACACGUGGAGGUAGUCAGGCUGGCAUCUACCUGGCUAUGCUUGCUGGCUGCAUUAUAUCUCAUGGUCCGCCACCACCACCACUCACAGAUACUCAUGUGACUGUCUUAGAUGGCAGAUUUUUAACAUCACUGAUAUAUAUGUAACAGUAUUAUUUCCGGCACAUUUAUGUAAGUUUGCACCUGUUUUGAUGAGUAAGAUAUUACAUAUCAUAAUUUAUUUUCAGGAAAACACCAGCUGUCAUUUUGAAUCUGUCCAGAAUUUGUCAGUGUAUUAAUGUAAUGUUAUGCAGGGACAUUGUCAACACAAGACUUAGGUUGUAUCGAUCUCAGGUGUUGUCAGUGUCCAUCUUUGUCAUAAUGUCCUCAUUAUGUGGUUGCUAUGGAAUUAGCUGCUGAUGUUAUUACCAUGGUGACCUUUUUGCGAGCUUCCAUUAAUGGUGAAGUUAUUAUGAUAUUGAUAUUUGUGCACGUCUUCUGGUGUAACAUUAUUUCAGUGACUGUGUCCAGCAUUACCUUCAUAUAAAAACAAAGUGAUCUUUCAAUGCUGAUGAUAUUCAAGGAUUAUUAUAAUCUAUUGUUGAUGAUGAUCAAUAAUGAUUAUAAUCUAUGGCUAUGUAGUUGUUAGUGGUCCUACCUUUUGUAUUUUGCAAUUCCUGGUAAAAAUCAAAUUUGAGUUGGUUCAUUUUAGGGUAAGUCUGUUUCUUGAUCAUUCAUGCGACAGGAGGAACAUACAUGUAUAGGCUUUGAAGGCGUGGUCUGUGUGUCUCUUCUCUCCUCCAGUGUCUUUAGGCAGGACAGAUGUAGCUUGAUGAACAGGCUUAGAACUUCAUCAGCCUUCAUAAAUGCGUAUCUGCAUUGCCUUUGCUGCCCUUCCAAACUCUCGUCACCGUCAGCAAGUCUGCAAAUUGCAGGGUUGAGAAUCUUCCGCGGAUCAACAAAUUUCAGUGACCACAAAUUUGUUAAAAUCUGAUGGCUCCCCUCAUAAACACCCUAAAUUAUGGUUUCAGUUGAAAAGGAAAAUAGCCUUUCUCAUCCCUGUAAUUAACUCACAGUAGCUGAUGAGUUUCAGCAGGCAAUGCUAGAAAGCAUUGUAGAGUUCAGAGCCUGGUGCCUCUUUGAGGCCAGUCCACUAUACUCAAUAGGUAGGUUCACUAUACUCAAUAGGUACAGCAUGUUGUGCAGUAGUCUAUUCUUAGGAACUUCAGCUUUAAUGGUUGAUAUGUCAGUCUAACUAGGGUUACCACAGCUAUUAAUUUCUAUGCCUGUCAGUGUCAAAUGUAGACAUUCCAUUUAGUGCAUUGUUUUAUACUUCUGAACAAUAUGGCCAAAAUUUUGUAGUCAUCACUUACGGUGUGUUUCCUUGUCAGUACCGAAAUCAGUUUUAUAGGUUCCUGUACUGUAUACUGUUGCGAAUCUGUGCAAUGCCACAGUGACCUGCCUUUCUCACACGUGACUGUGUUUAUGACCUGUGUGUGUCUGAAGCCAAAGCUUAUUAAUGGCCAUGCAACACUUACAUCCAAAUACUAUAUUUAUGAUUAAAGCUAUCAAUACUUCAAA